GUGUCCAGCUGCUGCAGGCCCCAGUGCUGCAUCUCCAGCUGCUGCCGCCCCAGCUGCAGCCAAUCUGUGUGUUGCCAGCCCACCUGCUGUCGCCCUAGUUGCUGCCUCUCCAGCUGCUGCCAGCCCUCUACCUGUGGCUCCAGCUGCUGCUCCAUUUCUAGCUGCUGCCGGCCCUCUUGCUGUGGUUCUAGUUGCUGUGGCUCCAGCUGCUGCCGUCCCUCCUGCUGCCUGCGCCCAGUCUGUGGCAGGGUCUCCUGCCACACCACUUGCUAUCGCCCCACCUGUGUCAUCUCCACUUGCCCCCGCCCCGUGUGCUGCCCCUCCCCUUGCUGCUGAGCCCCCUGCCCCGUGAUCACCAUCUCUGUUUACCUCUGUCCCCACAGAUGUAGACUCUCCUUUUGUGCUG
Molecule: messenger RNA, 406 nt
Organism: Ceratotherium simum simum (southern white rhinoceros)
Lineage: Eukaryota; Metazoa; Chordata; Mammalia; Perissodactyla; Rhinocerotidae
Source: RefSeq, a predicted model, not a curated record